Molecule: messenger RNA, 2731 nt
Organism: Morone saxatilis (striped sea-bass)
Lineage: Eukaryota; Metazoa; Chordata; Actinopteri; Moronidae
Gene: adka
Product: adenosine kinase a
Exons: 11
Coding region: 88-1257 (389 amino acids)
Biological process (GO): purine ribonucleoside salvage
Cellular component (GO): nucleus; cytosol
Molecular function (GO): adenosine kinase activity
Source: RefSeq, a predicted model, not a curated record
UAAAUAAAGAGGACGAGGCAGAAGCAGAUCGACCGCGUUUUCACACCGGUUAAGGGGAUUGAUUGCAGCGUGCACCGGGCAGCAGACAUGGCUUCAGACGAACCUAAAGCAAAGAGACAAAGACUGUCGGAGGAGAAGAAGAAGGAGAAGGAGGAAGAGAAGGAGGAGGAGAAGGAGGAGGAGAAGGAGAAGGAGAGGAAGACUCCGACCAAGAAGACUCCUGCUAAACUAAGCACUAAUUCACUCUUUGGGAUGGGAAACCCCUUACUGGACAUCUCUGCUGUAGUGGACAAAGACUUCUUGGACAAGUACACUCUGAAACCCAACGACCAGAUCCUGGCAGAGGACAAACACAAAGCACUAUUUAAGGAGAUAGUGAAGAAGUCCAAAGUUGAGUACCACGCUGGAGGAGCCACGCAGAACUCUAUAAAAAUUGCUCAGUGGAUGAUCCAAGAACCCCAUAAUGUGGGCACGUUCUUUGGCUGCAUCGGUAAAGACAAGUUUGGAGAGAUCCUGAAGCAGAAGGCUGAGGAGGCCCACAUCGAUGCCCACUACUACGAGCAAGAUGAAGAGCCCACAGGGUCAUGUGCUGCUUGCAUCACCGGAGAUAACAGGUCUCUGGUAGCAAACCUAGCUGCUGCUAACUGUUACAAGAAGGAUAAGCAUCUAGACCUGGAAGAGAACUGGAAGCUGGUGGAAAAAGCUAAAGUCUACUAUAUUGCUGGUUUCUUCCUGACUGUCUCUUUGGAGUCCAUCCUGAAAGUGGCGAAGCAUGCGUCUGAAAAUAACAAGCUCUUUUGCCUGAACCUCUCUGCGCCCUUCAUCUGCCAGUUCUUCAAGGAUAACCUUAUGCAGGUUAUGCCCUACGUCGAUGUGCUGUUCGGCAAUGAGACCGAGGCAGCUACAUUUGCUGAAGAGCAGGACUUCGAGACCAAGGACAUUAAGGAAAUUGCCAAGAAAGCCCAGGCUUUGCCCAAAGUCAACACAAAGAGACAGAGGAUUGUAGUGUUGACCCAGGGGAAGGAUGAAACUACGAUGGCCCAAGAAGGCAAGGUCGAGACAUUCCCUGUAUUGAAAAUUGACUCCAAGGACAUUGUUGACACAAUCGGUGCAGGUGACGCCUUUGUCGGAGGUUUCCUGUCUGAGCUGGUCCAGGAGAAGCCACUGGAUCAGUGCGUGAAGGCGGCACACUACGCCGCCAACGUCAUCAUCAGAAGACCAGGUUGCACCUUCCCAGAAAAACCCGACUUUAACUGAGGAUUCCUGGACACCUUUCCCUUCAGUCUGAAACCUCAUACUUAAUCAGCAGUAUACAAUUUUUCAAAAAAAUAUUACGCCCCAUUUUUUAUUUUUUAUUUUUAAAUCAGCCAUCCGUCCAUGUGAUCCGCCCAUAUUUUUGUAUCAAUAUUUAGUUUGGUGCCUCCUGAUAUGUGUGCCUGUCUCCGUGUUCUCCACUUGGCGGCACUAGAGGAUCGUGCAGCCAAGAGAAGAUUUGUUUCUAUAAAUGACCAUUGAGGAAUAAUAAUAAUAAUAAUAAUACCACAGGAUGUGAUAAUUUUGCCUUACAUAAGGGAUCUAAAUGGAAAAUCUUGUUUUCAUGGACAGUUGUUUUGGGAUUCUUUCUAAAUGUAUUUUGGCUCUGACGCCGCCAUCGUCCGGCUGCACUGACGUCCAUCAGACUCUGCUGCGAGCUCUUGUGUUGACAACUUAAGGGUUUCUUCCCUUUUUGGAGACAAAGCCGAAGCACAAGAGGUUAAUUCCACUAUGGGAGGACACGUUAUACACAAACAGGACUAAAGAAUAAAAUAUUAUUGUCAUGGGAGGUUUUGGAUACUGCAUUGAAUAUGAAUAUAUAUGCAGUAAUGAUUUGUUUUAGACUAUUUUUUUUAACAUUAAUUAUUCCUGAUGAGUUUUCAGUUGUUUAGAUUUGAUUGAACAGGCCAGUUAAAAAACCAAAUGUUUUAUUUUUAAGCGCACACUUUUUAAAUGUCUCUGCCCACUAAGUCCUGUCAUCACUGUUAAAUGUCCGCUUUAUUGUGUGAACGCAGAAAUUACCUUCAACAUCACCACUGGAAGUUUGUGUUUUUCCUCACGCCAUUUUUUGGGGCAGGUGGUUUUAGUAAUGAGUGCCUUUUUCCUUUUCUUUCUCUGUAAAUGUUUAGUUUUUAAGUUGGAAACUUGCAAGAUUAGACCAGUGAUGGGCAACUGGUGACUUGCAGGGGUGGAAAUGGACGUAUAACAUCUGUAAAAUGAUACGCUGGUAUUGUCGGAAAGAUAUUAUUUUUUAAUUUUCUCUGUCAGGAAUACAGGAGGGAAUUCAAACUGAUCUUUCCUCUGUUGAUGUCAAUAUGCACUACCUGAAGAAUAUGACACGCCCACUUCAGUAUACACUUCACCUGCAAAGUCUUUGGUUCCAGCUGGGAACCGACUUUUCAGGUUCCAAACCAAUUUAUUUUUGGUAUAAGUGCUACAAACGGUUAUGGGGCCAACCAUUUCAAACCAUUAUGAAUUUACCUUGAGUUCAUGUUGUCGUCUGCACAACACUGAAUACUUAAAUACAACUAUUCUAAAUAUUUAUAGCCUCAAAACUUUCAUGUUGACGGGCAGGAAGUAGUUCUGAACGUUCAGCCAAAAAGCCUUAUACAUUUCAUUUUAAAUCUUGAUAGUUGCCCAUCUCUGUGCAAGACUCAUGAUGCCUAAAAUUCACAAAUAAAAUUCAGUGUUAAUCCUA